Molecule: messenger RNA, 1725 nt
Organism: Talaromyces proteolyticus
Lineage: Eukaryota; Fungi; Ascomycota; Eurotiomycetes; Eurotiales; Trichocomaceae
Exons: 2
Coding region: 1-1725 (574 amino acids)
Source: RefSeq, a predicted model, not a curated record
AUGCCGGAGACAGAACACCUCUAUGAUUUGCUGGUGGUAGGAGCGGUUCAAUCUCUGCAAACGAAUUUCACAUCUAAGCUAGAUUUAGGGUGGCAUGGCAUUGCGGCAGCCAAAACUUAUCUCGAGAUCCAUCCCACGCAGGAUCUUCUCGUGCUGGAAGCUGAAAGAACGUGUGGCGGCACAUGGUCCGAAGAUCGACUCUACCCAGGACUGAAAUCGAAUAAUAUGAUCGGAUCUUAUGAGUACCCUGAUUACCCAAUGUAUAAGAAGACAUAUGGCGUCAAAGACAAUGAUCAUAUCCCGGCAGCCACUUUGCACAAAUAUCUAACGGAUUACGCGAGACAAUCUGGAGUGCUGUCUCGGAUCGUCUUCAACACAUCUGUACUUUCCAUCGAAUCUGCUGAAGACAAAAACUGGAAGAUUAUGGCGCAGAAAGGAGGUAAAGACGCCAUUUUUAGGACGAAGAAAAUCAUCAUGGCCACUGGGCUCACUUCUGAACCCAACAUGUUGACUUUCGACGGCCAAGAAAAAUUUAAUGCGCCAUUGUUCCAUGCCAAAGACUUCUGUCGAAAUGCCUCGGUCACCAAAACUGCGAAAAACGUUGUUGUCGUCGGUGGUGCAAAGUCAGCCUUUGAUAUCGCCUAUACCUUUGUUCAGGAGGGUGCCCAGGUAGACUUGAUCAUCCGGCCUAAUGGCAAUGGUCCUGUAUGGCUAGCUCCGCCUUUUGUGACUCCAUUGAAGCGUAAAGUCGAAGAGCUGCUACAUACUCGCAUAUUAACCUGGUUCAGUCCCUGUCCUUGGGGUGACCAGGAUGGUUUUGCGCCUGUCCGUUAUUUUCUCCACAAAACAGCUGUUGGCCGGUGGCUUGUCCACAAUUUCUGGCAUGCCCUUGGCUCAGAUAUCCUUGAAAGAGGUGGGUAUGACACCCACCCUGAUACCCGAAGACUGAAACCGUGGUCUUCGCCUUUCUGGGUGGCCAGCGGACUAAGUAUUCAUAAUUACGAGACUAGUUUCUUGGAUAUGGUGAAGACCGGUUCUGUUCGAAUUCACGAAGCCAACAUUGACAAGCUGAGUGAGAGAAAAGUCCACUUAUCUACUGGUCAAUCUCUACCAGCAGAUGCGCUAGUCUGCGCCACCGGGUGGAAAAAGAGCUCCUCAAUAAAAUUCCUGCACUGCGAUCUUUCGAUACCAGGUUCCAGCGAUGAGAAGCAGGUUCUUUAUCAGGAAGCCGAUGAGAAGAUCUUAGAAGAUUUCCCUGGUCUUGCCUCACAGCCCGUUCUUCGAUACAAGCAAGAGACCUGUGACCCGCUCCGGCUGUACAGGUUCAUGGUCCCCAUUGCGUCGUAUAAAAACAGGAAUAUUGCAUUUGCAGGUGCGGUCUCAACUGUGAGCACCUCGACCUGCGCUAGUAUUCAAGGUCUUUGGAUAUCUGCCUUCUUCGAUGGCCAGCUGAAGCGUGCGGCUGUGAGCCCCGACGAGGCAGUUCAGGAAGCCGUAUUGCACACUCAGUGGGGUAUUUGGCGAUAUCCUUGCGGCUAUAGUCGAAAGCUCCCGGAUAUAGCCUUUGACGUCUUGCCCUACUUUGAUUUACUGGUUCGUGACUUGGGCUUGAAACAUCAUCGCAAGUCAAGUCCCUGGGCAGAGCUCGUGGAACCUUAUAAACCCAAAGAUUAUGCUGAGCUUCUAAAGGAGUGGAACGUUGCUUCUCUUGGUGUAAAGAGUUAA